GUCCACGAUCAGCGUGUUUUUUAAUCACGUUUCCUGCAGCUCAAGUGCAACACAGCAUGGCCUGUUUAUAUAGGCCCCUCCAAAUAGUCUGGUCCUGCAAUGACAGAAAUAGCCACGAAUAAAAAAAACAGUCAUCUGCAUGCAUGUGGGUCUGUUUCAACCAGGAUUUUCCCCUAAAAGGAGAAUGUCAAGAAGACAGUGACUGUGGUGGUGCAGCCCAGCCAUGAACUCCCAGGAUCCCCCUGCCAAAGAUGCCCCACUUACUGUCAAUGAGCAGGUCAUUGUGAUGUCUAGCCAUGAGACUAUCCGUGUGCUAGAGGUAGAGGUCGAUGCAUCUCUGCCAUCAUCAGUGCCUGAUGGGAGGUGUGAAGUGAAAGCGGAGGAGGGAGCCGCUCGGCCUGCAGAGCAACCAGAGACUGGCAGCACACAGGACGGCUCGGCUGUGCCCCAUAGCGCCGGGGGAGUAGCGCUGGGGGGGGAGCAGCAGGUGGUGUCUGUAGAGGUCCCUGCCCCUGCUGUCCAAACGCUGACUCCUGCUGUUCCCGUCAGUUUGUCCCUGUCGCAGCCCCAGGCCGCCAUGCCCAUCACUGUACAAGGCUGUCCACAGGUGCUGACCCAGGAGAGUCUGGCCGCUCUGAUGACUGGUAUGAUGGCCCAGACAGGAUCCCUGGGGCAGCCCCUGCUCAUCCCCCUCAGUAUGGCAGGCUCCAUCGGUGGCCAGGGUGGUCUGGCUGUUCUCACCUUGCCUACCACCAAUGUAGCGACUCUCCCUGGACUCACAGCAGCUAACACGGCCGGAAACCUCCUCAAACUGCCCUUUACUGGCCUCCAAGCGGCGACAGUCCUGAACUCCGUCCAGCCCCAGCUACAGACGAACGCUCAGACGAUGUUCCAGCCUCAAGCAGCUUCCAUACAGGUGACGUCUCAGCCCACACAGGUGACCAACGUGCAGGUCACCGCCGCUCAGGUGGCGGCAGCCCAGGCGACCUCGGCCGCCACUACUGUCUCUCAGUCCAACAUAUCUUUAGCAGCACUCCAGACUGCAGGACUCUCCAUCAAUCCUGCCAUUAUCAAUGCUGCUUCAUUGGGAGCUCAGCCACAGUUCCUCAGUUCCCUCACCUCCACUCCCAUCAUCACCAGUGCCAUGUCCAACAUGGCUGGCAUCACCAGCCAGAUCAUCACAAAUGCCCAGGGACAGGUCAUAGGAACACUCCCGCUGUUGUUGAACCCAGCCUCUCUGGCUGGAGGGGCUGCGACACCCACCCUCCAGGGUCUCCAGGGUCUCCAGGGCCUCCAGGGCCUCCAGUGUCUCCAGAGUCUCCAGAGUCUCCAGGGUCUCCAGGGUCUCCAGGGUCUCCAGGGUCUGCAGGGUCUCCAGGGCCUCCAAGUCCAGACUGUCACCCCACAACUGCUUCUCAACUCCCAGGGCCAGAUCAUCGCCACAGUAGGGAAUGGAUCCGCAGUCGCAACUUCUGCUGCAGUUCUGCCAAAAGCUGCUGCUGCUGCUCCAACAUUCACCAAACCUAUCACACAGGCUUCGGUAACAACUGUCAGUCAGUCACCCAUUGUUAUCGCCCCGCAGCCGUCUGUGCUGAAGACUGCCACCACCUUCUCCUCCACAGUACCCAUCACCUGUGGAGACAUAGCGAAAGUGGGCCAACUUGUCAACAAACCCCAGCAGGUAGUCAGCAGCGAGGAAGGCAUUAAUCUGGAAGAGAUUCGAGAGUUUGCCAAGAAUUUCAAGAUCCGUCGGCUGUCCUUGGGGCUUACUCAGACACAAGUAGGGCAGGCUCUAACUGCAACCGAGGGUCCGGCCUACAGCCAGUCUGCCAUUUGCAGGUUUGAAAAGCUGGACAUUACGCCCAAGAGUGCUCAGAAGCUGAAGCCGGUGUUGGAGAAGUGGCUGGCCGAGGCCGAGCACUGGAACCAGAAAGGCCAGCAGAAUCUGAUGGAGUUUGUUGGCGGUGAACCAUCCAAAAAACGCAAGCGGCGCACUAGUUUCACACCGCAGGCGAUAGAAGUUCUCAACUCCUACUUCGAGAAGAAUGCGUUGCCAACAGGCCAAGAGAUUACAGAGAUUGCGAGAGAGCUAAACUAUGACCGAGAGGUUGUGCGAGUCUGGUUCUGCAACCGGCGACAGACGCUAAAAAACACGAGCAAAAUCAAUGUCUUCCAGUGUCAGUAGUGAUCUCAUUCUGGGAGGGUUCACCACUGACCUUUUGUCGUUUUUGGAAAUUGAACAUUUAAUACAGCAACACAGUUGUGGAUUGUGUUGUAAUUACAAGCCAAACCCCAGUAAAGAAUAUUAACUUUUUAAGAAAUUACACAUAAUUCAAGUGUUACGAAAGAGUACUAAAAUUGAGUUGUUAUUGUAUUUUAAGGCUACAUGUGUACACAACUCCUGUGUGGUCAGUACUAAGUCAAACUGCAUGGUCCUUUUAUCCUAUACAGUGAUGGUAAUACAGUGAUAAUAACAUGUCAUAUUUAAAAACAUUUGAUGACCUUUUAUACAAGUGGUUUUAUAGGAUAUCCCUCUGAAGUAUAAUAAGUGGCAGUGCAUUGAGUCACAUUGAUUUUAGUCACAUAAUUGUCACUUUGUCACAAUCGCUGACAUUACGCUUAUAUUAGAGUAACAUGCAUUUGCUACAGUGGCUCUUUUCAAAAUUCUAGCUGCUCAUUCAUUUUAUAUUCACGUAGUAUUUGUACUGUGUGAGCCGCUUUGCAAAUAAGAUUCUUUAGACUAAAAGUAGGCAAUAGAUUGAAACCUCAUUUUCAUCAGAAUGAGUUGUCUAACGAAUGCCAAAAAUGACUUUGCCAUCUAUGGACUCCUGACUCCAAUGCACCUAUGUCUUGGGACAAUCAGCAUUUUGAUAUUUUGUAUUGAUAAUCACGAAGAUGAGCUUGAAAUCUGUAGUCAUUUCCUCUCUUUUGGCUUUGAUACUUUUCUUCAGCAGUGUGAAAUGUAUCACACUGUGUCCAUAGAGAGGGUCAUUUCUGAUGUUCCUUGGACAACAAUUUCUCAUCAGAAUAAAUAAGGUCGUAGCUUUGGCUAUUGCCUAUGACGCCACAACUGUAAACUGAUUUUUUUUUGUUUAUUUCUAGGGCUGUCAGUCGAUUAAAAUAGUUGAUUUCGCAAUCAACUAUUUUCAGUAAUUUUUUA
Molecule: messenger RNA, 3160 nt
Organism: Sebastes umbrosus (honeycomb rockfish)
Lineage: Eukaryota; Metazoa; Chordata; Actinopteri; Perciformes; Sebastidae
Gene: pou6f1
Product: POU class 6 homeobox 1
Exons: 11
Coding region: 224-2185 (653 amino acids)
Biological process (GO): regulation of transcription by RNA polymerase II
Molecular function (GO): DNA-binding transcription factor activity, RNA polymerase II-specific; RNA polymerase II cis-regulatory region sequence-specific DNA binding
Source: RefSeq, a predicted model, not a curated record